Molecule: messenger RNA, 2325 nt
Organism: Clupea harengus (Atlantic herring)
Lineage: Eukaryota; Metazoa; Chordata; Actinopteri; Clupeiformes; Clupeidae
Product: prostacyclin synthase-like
Biological process (GO): prostaglandin biosynthetic process
Molecular function (GO): iron ion binding; heme binding; oxidoreductase activity, acting on paired donors, with incorporation or reduction of molecular oxygen
Source: RefSeq, a predicted model, not a curated record
UCCUAAAAAAACAUAACCUGAGUCGUGAGGCCAGUUAGGACUUGAUUUUGCCUGUUGAAUUUAACCUACCACCUUGAAGUUUACAGAUUAGAGGACUAGCUGUUUCUGCUGAAGACUCGCGAGCAAACGGUGUAUUAAACAUAACGUCAUACACGAUACAACGUGUGUCAUUACUAUUAAGUUGAGCAUCAACUAUAAAGUUGCGCAUCGUCUCCCACGUACAUGACGUAAGCAUUGCUACUCCUUUAAAAAGCGACACUGCAAGCCAGAAGCCACUACCAGAACCACGAACGACGUCUAACAGUAAGCGCAAUGAUCUGGACUGUACUACUUCUCGUAAAUGGGAUUCUCUUCUUUCUUCUACUUUCAAGCCGUUCGAGGUCAAAGAGAGAGCCACCCUUAGAUAAAGGCUUUAUUCCAUGGUUGGGGCAUGCCCUGGACUUUGGGAAAGAUGCCGCUAAGUUUUUAACACGCAUGAAGAAAAAGCAUGGUGAUAUUUUUACGGUGCGAGUGGCAGGGCACUAUGUCACUGUCCUGUUGGACCCAAACUCAUAUGAUGCGGUCCUCCAGGAUUCUGGCUCUCUGGACUUCUCCCGCUAUGCCCAGGUGUUGAUGGACAGAAUCUUUAAGCUGCGUCUCCCCAACCACAACCCUACAGUGGAGAAGGCCAUUAUGAAGCAGCACUUCCAGGGCAAGAGCCUCACCUACCUGAACAGCACCAUGCAGAGGAACCUCCAGGCCUUACUGACAUCCGAGACGCCCCCGAACCAGAAGGACUGGAAAAGGAACGGGCUGUUCAACUUCUGCUAUGGCCUUUUAUUUCGGGCAGGGUACCUCACGCUUUUUGGAGGGGAGCAAAACAACAAUGGCGCAGAUACCAAGCAGAUCUACAAAGAGUACCGGACAUUUGAUGACCUCUUGACGAAAAUGGCACGGACCACCCUAAAUUCAGGAGAGAAGCGGGUGGCAGGUGGGGCUCGUGAGCGGCUAUGGGAGCUGCUGUCUCCAACGGGCCUCAGCGAGAGCUCCAGCCCGUGGUUGCGCCACUACCGGCAGCACCUGCGGGAGGGGGGCGCCGACACCGACACCCAGACUAAAGCCAUGCUACUCCAGCUUUGGGCUACACAGGGUAACGUGGGGCCUGCAGCGUUCUGGCUCCUGGCGUUCCUGCUGACUACUCCAGAAGCCAUGAAAGCCGUGAGGAGGGAGUUUAACAGGCUCUCACUGAACACCGACACAACACAGGCCCCUACGCUGGACCCCAGACAGCCAACCCCUGUGUUCGACAGCGUCCUUGAGGAGACAUUAAGGCUCACUGCUGCCCCCUUCAUCACCAGGGAGGUACUGCAGAACAAGACCCUGCGCAUGGCCAACGGGCAGGAGUAUGACCUCAGACAGGGCGACCGUGUGUGUCUGUUCCCCUUCGUCAGCCCACAGAUGGACCCCGACAUCUACCUGGAGCCUGAGACAUUCAAGUACGACAGAUUCCUGAAUGGCGACGGGACUCCAAAGAGGGUGUUUUAUAAGGGAGGCCAGCGGCUGAAGUACUACACCAUGCCCUGGGGAGCGGGGAGCAAUGCCUGUGUGGGGAAGCCUUUCGCUAUUGAUGCCAUUAGACAGUUUGUCCAUUUGGUGCUGACUCAUCUGGAGGUGGAGUUGUGUGAGCCAGAGUCGGGGUUGCCAGCUGUGAACACCAGUCGCCACGGAUUUGGGAUGUUGCAGCCUGAAGGGGACUUAUUCAUCAGAUACAGACACAGCAUUGGCAACAAUAUCUUAUAAUGUAUUAUUAAUUAUUAUUUAUUAUUACACAAGUGUUUGGUUUAUGCAGCACUUACAAUUACUGGAUGUAUUUUACAGUAUAAAGAUAUAAUGUUUGUAUUAUAUGAUGUAUCUGUAGAGUGUAUAUAUAUUUUUGUAUUUAACUGGUAUCCAUUAUUUUCCAAGAUGUAUAUUUGCACAUACUUUGUUAUGAAUUGUCUUAUAUUUGUACCUUAUGUAUUUUAUUGACUUCAUUUUGUAUUAAAAAAAAGUAAAUAUUUAAAAGCAGUACUGACUGAGCAUAAUCAUGUACACAGAAAGUUAGCCUUUGCUUUCCCGUCAGAAACUGGAUUAGUUCGUAGCCACAACAAAUAACUGGACUUCAUCUCGAAUAACAUGUCACAGUCAGGUCAAUCUAAUAGGGGACUGUAUUCUUGUUAUGAGAUCUGGGUUGUUACCCGUGGGGGUCUUCUUCAAAUCGUCUAAAGGUAAAUGUUGCAUUCGAGUCUUACGAGAAUUACGCACUGGAAUAACAGACUGUGUGCGCCAUUGUAUUCCAUGGCCUCU